ACACCCAAAUGAGGCAAAAUGGCGGAUGGCAGCAAGGACAAGGAAGAAAAGCAACCAGCUAAUCCCUCCUCUUCUUCAAUAGGCAACCUAUCACAGAAUAAUCCACUCUCUAGGAAACUAAACAGAAUUUUAGAAACUCGACUAGAAGAUGAGAGGGACACAAUAGAAUCCCUCAAAGUUCUUUCUGAAUUUCUACCCGCCAACACGCUACAUGCUCGACGCAACCUCAGAUCUGACAUAGAGAGACGAGGCCUUAUACUGAGUGAAGAGUUUAGAGACCUUUUGGGGAGUCUGGCAGCACAGAUACAAGAUAUGCAAAAUGAUGUCCAUUCCAUGAGGUCAUGUUGUCAAGAUAUGCAAAAUCGACUGGCGGAUACAAAAGCAAAGACGGCUGGGUUACUGAAUGAAACGGCCGAGUUAAAGGCAAGAGGGCGGAGAUUAGAGAUGAGGGGCGUGGUCAUUGACGUGUUCCUUAAGAAGCUCCAACUAACCCCAGAAGAGGUGGGGAUACUAGCAGGAGGUGUGGUCGGAGAAGAGCUAUUCUCUGUCUUACACCGUGUGAAAUCAAUUCAUGAAGACUGCAAAGUGCUGCUAAGAACCAGUCAACAGAGAAUAGGCUUAGAGAUAAUGGAAAAGAUGGCCAUGCACUUGGAGGAAGGCUACGAGAGGUUAUACCACUGGACACAGUCACAAUGUCGUACAAUGACCAGCGACUUGCCCUCCUCUUCUCUGCUUCUUAGAAAGUCACUGCAAGAGCUUAAGAGUCGACCUAUCCUUUACAAGUAUUGUGUGGAUGAGUAUGUCCUUGCUAGACGCAGUGCCUUAGUACAGGGUUUCAUUGAUGCACUGACUAAAGGUAAUAAUGGUAGUCGACCUAUUGAGCUGGUAUCUCAUGAUCCAGCCCGUUAUUCAGGAGAUAUGCUAGGUUGGUUGCAUCAGGCUAUAGCUACCGAAAAGGAUCACAUUAGUGGCCUCUUUGCUGAAGAUGAGAGGGAAUGGGUAUCGAAUUUACUGGCCUCUAUAACCGAAGGUGCUGGAAGGCCUUUAAAAAUGAGAGUCGAGCAAGUUCUUUUGUCGACGUCUGAUCCAGUGACCAGCUAUCAAAUGGUUAAUGUGGUUCGAUAUUACCUUGGUGUUUUUGUAAUUCUUUUAGGAGAGACUGCUCCGUUGAUUGGGGUAAUGAAGGAACUUGCUGAACUUCAGACAAAGCUGUUCUUUAGCAGCCUCACAGUUCAAACCUCAAAGUUACUGGAAGAGAUAGAGUUACCUGAUUCACAGCUUAACCCUCCAAGGAAGCUAAUGGAGAUACUCUCAGUCCUCCAACGCGUGCUAGCAUCUCGUGACAUCAGCGUAGCCUCAUUAGACGAUCAUAAAACAUCGCUGAAGCAAAUACUGCAGACAUGCAUUGAUCCAAUGAUUCAUUACUGCAAUGAGAGUGCUUCCACUCUUAGUACAAUGGAAAUGGCAGUCUAUCUCAUCAAUUGCCUUUAUCUGAUACACUCGAAUGUAGCAUUGUACGAAUUCACUGAGCUAGCAUUAGAGAAAUUAGAUGGACAGAUACAGGCUCAUUUAGAUACACUGAUAACAGAGCAGGCUGCUUAUCUUCUAGGAAAAAUUGGACUACUAGAUUCUUAUAAUACGCUUCAAACAGGAGAGCUGACUGACGAAGUCCUUGCUCCUGUACACGAGCAAAGCAAGAAGCUCAUGACUCAAUUUUUCUCGUCUCCAGAGUCUUCUCUUCUACCUCAACUCACUCUUCUGACCAGUAGCAAGUUCAAAGCUGAUGCUCAUCAAAGGGCAGUACAAUUAUUCCUCAAUGCAUACAGGCAGGUAUAUGAUGCUAUAAAGGACAAAAUAGGAGAAGAUAAGCUAAGUAAUGUAUUACCGCAUUCACCAGAACAGGUCAACGAUUUAAUUACAUGAUUUUUAUGAUAUUUGUACAUUAAUUGUUUGAAGUGAAAAAAAUUUUAAUCAUACAAUUCAGUACCAUUAUGCAUUUUUGGCAGCUACAA
Molecule: messenger RNA, 2012 nt
Organism: Amphimedon queenslandica
Lineage: Eukaryota; Metazoa; Porifera; Demospongiae; Haplosclerida; Niphatidae
Product: conserved oligomeric Golgi complex subunit 6-like
Exons: 2
Coding region: 19-1923 (634 amino acids)
Biological process (GO): intra-Golgi vesicle-mediated transport
Cellular component (GO): COG complex
Source: RefSeq, a predicted model, not a curated record